Molecule: messenger RNA, 1056 nt
Organism: Andrographis paniculata
Lineage: Eukaryota; Viridiplantae; Streptophyta; Magnoliopsida; Lamiales; Acanthaceae
Product: gamma-secretase subunit APH1-like
Exons: 6
Coding region: 125-877 (250 amino acids)
Biological process (GO): positive regulation of catalytic activity; protein processing
Cellular component (GO): endoplasmic reticulum; gamma-secretase complex; membrane
Molecular function (GO): protein-macromolecule adaptor activity
Source: RefSeq, a predicted model, not a curated record
GAGGGAGGAGUAUUUUUCUUUAUUGAGAGGGUAUGACUCUGCGCACCGAAAUUACCCUGGACAUGACUCCACAGAAUUAGAGAGUUCAACCCAAGUUGGGGCUGAGUUUCUGCAGCGGUGCAAGAUGACAGUGGCGGCGGGGAUCGGCUACGCGCUGCUAGCAUUGGGUCCAUCUCUUUCACUAUUCGCCGCGGUUAUUUCCCCCAAGCCUUUCCUCGUCCUCACCCUUCUUUCCAGUACUUUGCUAUGGCUGAUGAGUCUCAUCGCAUUAUCGGCUCUGUGGAGAGCGUUCCUCCCCUUCAAAACAUCGGCGUGGUGGCCAUACGCACUUGUUAUUCUGACUUCUGUCGUCUUCCAGGAGGGCCUCCGACUUUUCUUGUGGAGACUGUACAAGCGGAUGGAAGAAAUACUGGAUGCUUUUGCUGACAGAGUCUCUAAGCCUCGCCUCUAUAUUACAGAUAAGAUGCAAAUUGCUCUUGCUGGUGGAAUGGGUCAUGGUGUGGCACAUGCUGUCUUCUUCUGCAUAAGCCUGUUAACACCUGCAUUUGGGCCAGCAACAUAUUAUGUGGAGAAGUGCUCUCAGAUACCAUUUUUUCUCGUCUCUUCUCUUAUAGCACUUGCAUUUGUCACAAUCCACACUUUCUCAAUGGUUAUUGCAUUCAAUGCUUAUGCUGAAGGAAACAAAAUUGACCAGUAUUUUGUUCCUCUUGUUCACCUUGCUGCAGGGAUGCUAACAUUGAUAAAUCUUUCUUCUGGCGGCUGCAUCGCCGGUGUUCCUCUGCUUUACGUGUUGGCUGUUGUAACUUUGGCGCGAUGUGGGAAGAUGGUGUGGGGAAGACUCACCCAAAACAGGUCCGGACAACCAAACUUGCAGUGAUGGACAUAAAGAGUGAGAUCUUACUAAUUGGUUACAUAGUAGAUAGAAUACGGUUUAUGCUUUAUGUGUAGAUGUUAAAUCUCUAUGUUGCAUUUAGCUUAUUGAUACAAGUCACUUUUGUUUUAUUUCUCAUUUUUCUCUUGAAAUUGAAUUUCUGAAUGAAUAGCUUUUGUGUUCCA